Messenger RNA from Chenopodium quinoa (quinoa), 1541 nucleotides. RefSeq lists its product as uncharacterized. Bases 791 to 1309 code for a protein of 172 amino acids. The record is from RefSeq and is a predicted model, not a curated record. Lineage: Eukaryota; Viridiplantae; Streptophyta; Magnoliopsida; Caryophyllales; Amaranthaceae. The transcript is spliced from 6 exons.
AAUUACAUUUCUAUCCUAAUUUACACCCCCUCACCUUCCUCUUCCCAAUGUCCUUAAAAGAUCAUUUUAUAUAAAAACAGCCAAAAACUAACAACCAAAUUUACCAAACGUAUCUAUUAAGAGCCAACAGUCAAACAACAGACAUAAUAAGUCAAUACAAUACAAACCAUUGGUUGGAUCAAUUAGGAAAACAACAAGCAUCCAAUUGCCAAACAAACCCGUUUGUAAGAUAAUCUAUUUGCCGUUUAUCUUAUCCGUUUACCAUAUCUACUAUUUCUAAAAUGCAAGAUGCAAAAAUAUAUUGCACAAUUUUCUUAAAAAAAGUGAUUAUAUCUUAUCUGAACUUAUUAGCCCAUAAGACGUCAUCUAAAAUUACCGACACUACCCUUUAUCGUGAAAUUACGCGAUCAAGAAAAGUGUCGGGCACCUAACAUGAGGCCCCAUCCAUUCAUCAAAGGCGGGCCCGUGAUCACACCUUCUCUUCGUCCUCUUUCUUCCUUUUUUCUGGGUUUCUCUCUCUUUCUCUCUCUCUUCAUACCAUCUGCUACAGAAGAACAGGAGCAGGGGAGCUAAGAAAAGGGCAAAUCAAGCUUCUUCAUUGAACCACCCCAUUUAUCUUCUUUCAGACAAACCAAUACUCGAUUCCAGGAAGCGCUUUUCCACUGAUUUCAUAGUCCUUCUUUACCUCAGGGCUUUGUGAUCUGGGCCUUCCUGGAAUCAACCAAUGUUGUCAGAAAUAUCUGGAAUUAUCUAGCAAAAUCUUUGGUUUUGUGAAUUUAUUCUUGUUUGAAUGGGUGGUUGCCUUGCAUGUUUUAUUAAGCCUGAGUCAAUAGCAUCUUUGGAUGAGCGUCCAAAGGGCCUUAUAAACCAAGGUCAAGAGAGAAGAGCACCCAGUAUUUCCAGGGAUUAUUGGACCACAAGUGUGGGUGAUAUGGACAACAGUGCAAUGCAGUCACAAGGAAGCUUGUCUUCAAUCAACGCAUCCUUUCAAGCCCCUGAUACACCUGCUGGUGUCAGCAGCUCCAAUCCGCCUUCUGAAUUUGUAAACCAUGGUCUCCAUCUCUGGAACCAGACCAGGCAACGCUGGGUAGAUAAUAAAAAUCAAAGUAAUAAAGGGCAGCAAGUUCGUGAUCCAAAAAUAAGCAACCAUGAUUUCAACGUACUUGAUUCGUUCUGGCCUUCUUGCAGUUGGAACGCAACUUAUGAGAGCUUACUUGGAAGUAACAAGCCGUUUGGUCAGCCAGUACCUCUCGCAGAAAUGGUAGAUUUUCUUGUAGAUAUCUGGGAGCAGGAAGGGAUGUAUGACUGACGUUUGGUGAAGCCGAGAUCUGGGUAGGUAGUAGCAUCAAGUGACAAACCCACUUAUUGUGAUCUAAUUGCCUGAGAUGAAAAGAUAGAAAUGCAUUUGGGGGAUAAACUUCAUUUGUACCAUUGUCGCGACUUUUUCAUAAUGCUUAUUUAGGUUUCCUCAUGUGCUGUAACUGGGUUUUAACUAAUGGAACUUGCUGCUGUUUAUUCAUAUGAAUCAUCUUUUGCCUGAA